AUGUAUAGCAACGGUAGCGCUGCUGUUACAAUUUCCUGGCUUUUUUCCAAAAUUACAGUAAAAACGGUGGAUCCACCAUUAUUAGUUUAUACCUCUUGCAUAAUCAUUAAGUGGUUGUCAGAUCGAAGUUUUCAACCUCGAUACUCGUUGGCUGUUCCUCAAAUAGAUCAUGAUGGUAGCGAAUAUAACCUACGACUGCCAGGAUGUAGCAGAAGUGAUAAAAAUCAGGAACCUCAUGUAUUUUGCGUCGUUGGAAAUCGUGAUAAAACGCUCUUUGUCGCCGUUACUUCAUCUAUUUUUUAUGUAUAUUUAGCUCACCCUCAGCUGUUGCUCUGUUCAUUCAGACGAUCCGAAGAGGAUGUGAGAAAAAAGGGUGAAUAUCGGAAAGUUUAUUGGCGACAUGACUCCUCCGCAAUUUGCUUCACGACUUCGAAAAACUGCUUAUUGCUAUAUCGACUUGAUAUAUCGUCCGACAAACAGUCUUUCAAUUUUACUGAACCACGUGAGGAGCACUUAAGGCGUACCUCGCAAGAGUUAUUUAUUCAUGAAAAAAGACCAAAAACUGCAGCAUAUUUGUCGGUUGUUGCACGACUUGACAGUCCAGCAACAUGCAUUGUGCCUUUCCGAGAUGACUUAUUUGUUUGUUUGCAAGACGGCUGGUUGCAUCGCAUAUCAUGGGGAGGUGUUGUUGAUAAAAAUUUUUCAUUCCAUUUAUUCGAUGUUCCAUUUGCUGUCGAUCAGCUGCAGUCUAAAACUGAAUAUGUGCAAGAGUCAGGCACACAUGUUGUUGAUAUGGCAUAUGCUCCUCUUAUCGGUGGAUUUUGCAUAGUGCUUUCUAAUGGUACUGCUGCUUUACUUACAUCGCAUUCUUCCAGGUUUCUUCCAAAGGAACUGUUAGGAAUAUGGGCAGCACAGUUGACUGAUGCUGUUUGCACCGCAGCAAAUCACAAAUAUCGAUUAGUUGUUUGUGGUUGUAGAAAUGGUGAUAUUGCUGCUUUCCACUUGGACGAUAUUAAUGGUUCAUUAGCACACACGUUUCGUGUAUCUCUUCAAGUCAAAAAUGGACCAGAGUUAUUGAAUCGAAUGGGUCAAGUGCAACAUGUGGAAUGUUAUGCACAAGGAACAGCACUAGCAGCCGUCUGGUCACCUUUAUUAUACGAUAGUGGAUAUGCAAGUAAUUCGAAUACAGUGCCUAUUGUGGCUAUAUUUAGCUCCUUCGGUGCUCAAUUAUGGUGCUCUCUAGAAUCUCCAAGUGACAGGAAUAUCUAUGUUGCCAGUUCGUGUCAUUGGAUUGAUUGGGGUCCAGAGGGAUUUAGUUUAUGGUUAGCCACCGAUACAGGAUUGUGCGUACUGCCUAUUGCCCAUUCUGUGAAUUCAAGUGGCGUCGAAAGUACGGACAGGAUUAUAUUUCUUUCAAGCAAUCAUAUCUAUCUGAGUGCUGCAAAAGAGCGAGAGCAAAAUGUUAAUGCUCCCCACAGCAUUUGGCAUGUACUUUCGCCACCGAAUAACUAUUUAUCAUUCAACUGGCCCAUUAGAUUAGUUGAAAUGGAUGAUCAUGGACAGUGGCUUGUCGUUGCAGGUGCUCGAGGUUUCAUCCAUUAUAAUUUAAUGGCACGUAAAUGGCGCAUGUUUGGUAAUGAAUCACAGGAAAGAGAUAUGUUGGUCACCGGUGGGAUGACUAUUUGGGGAGGAUAUGUGGUGAUUGCCUGUUACGACAUUGAUCGUUCCAAGGAGGAAUUACGGUUUUACCCACUGGAAAAUCAGUUAAACAAUCAAUUUUGCAUGAGGCAUUCGAUUAAUUCAAGAAUUCUUCUUUUAAGCCGUCGACAAAACAAACUGAUAACUUUUGAUGUGGACUCAUGCAUAUUUAUUUUCACUCUUUUUCUGGAAAAGAAUUCCAAGAAUGAGCAGCCGGUGAUCCGAAUAGACAGGUGUGCAGAAAUACGUGUUCAAGAUAUAGUGCCGCAUGCAGCUUGUGUUCUCUCUGUUGAACCAGCAUCUUUAAAUCAUGAUUCUCAAAUAAAAUUUUGUGAUGGCGUAGACACAGUUUUCAUAAAUGUUUGUGGAAGAUUGAUAAUGUUGAAUCCUGUGAAACAUGAUAACAUUGGGAGUGAUUCAUCAGAUGAUGACGGAGCCUCUUUCCAGUUAAGUCGGCCUAUGCUAAUCGCAUCAUAUGUCGAGAAAAUUUGGCAUGACGCUGCUGAUGAAGUUGACAAUAUGUUUUAUCACAAGCCACAUCUAACACAUGCAUUAUGGCUGAAUUGCGGAGCUAAAGGAAUGAAAGUUUGGAUGCCAUUAUUUACUGCCAGACAGACCAGUGAUACCAACUACAAUUCAUGCCAUUCAUUCAUCAGUAAACGUAUUAUGUUACCUUUUGAAUUGGGCAUCGCUCCACUUGUUAUAUGCAGUCGAGAUUGCUUAGCGGUUGGUGUGGAAAGUUGUCCAACAUAUUCAGACGAAAAAGAAUCGAUGAGGCAUUUGCCAAUAUAUAAUUUGCAUCGUAAAAUUUUCCAGGUUUUCCUGCAUCAUCUAUUACGUCAACUUUUGAAACGAAAUCUUGGUGUAUAUGCAUUGGAAAUUGCUGCUACUUGUAAUCAGUUACCAUAUUUCGGCCAUGUGUUAGAGCUGUUACUGCAUAAUGUGCUAGAGGAAGAAGCAACUUCUUCAGAACCAAUACCAGAUCCACUGUUACCUCGUGUGGUAGCUUUUAUCCAAGAAUUUCCAAAUUAUCUGCAAACAAUUGCUCAUUGUGCCCGGAAAACUGAACUGGCUCUUUGGCCCGCUUUAUUUUCUGUAACGGGUCAUCCACGUGAGCUUUUCGAGAAAUGCAUCAGUGAUGGGCAACUUGAAACUGCCGUCAGCUUUCUCAUCAUUCUGCAAAAUACGGAAAACAGCUCAGCCAGUCAAGAGCAUGCAACAGUAUUGCUGGAAGAAGCUCUUUCGAAACGGCAAUGGUUGACAGCACGCGAUAUUGUUCGCUUUCUUCGUGCUAUCGAUCCAUCUGAUAUUGAUGAUCCGUCACGAACUCCACCAUGUCAAAAACCACAUCGCAACGUAGUCAGUGUAGUGUCACGGAUUCCGACGCGCGUGUCUACAAAUGGCAGUGAAGAGGCAGAUUCAUUUGUUUUUGGAAGCUACAACGCUCCAGGCAUGAUAAAAAAACCGAGGUCGUCACAACAGGAUAGUGGCUGUACGUCCGGGCGAAAAAAUUCAGCUGGAAAGAAAGUUUUGAAAAUAGGUUCUUUCGAUGCACCCUUAAGUCCUGGAAGUGUCAGCGGCUCAACGUCGACAUACCUUGAUGAUGUAUUGGACCAACAUGCUGUUCAUUUACUGGAAGAUUGUAGUAUUCAGGAUUUAGGUGCAUUCGCUGCCUAUAUGGAUUUCAAUUUAAUAAGCUGGCUUCGAAUACAACGGCACAGUAUAGCACGGAUUAGUGAUUUUCCAUUAGCUUUGAUGCGACUGCAUGCACAGUUCAAAUGGCCAUACCCAUUGGUUAGUCAAAGUAUUGUAGAACAAUUAACGAAGCGAAUUGAAGGCAUUAAAAUUUCGCCAUCACUGGAUAGCUUACAGUCGCUAUCGACAACCAAUAGCAAUGCUUCUUCAAGUAUCGAGGAACAUCAACAGAUCACAUCGGUUGCUUCUGCGGUUUCAAAUUCUAUAUUUAUCAACGACAAGCAAGAUAGAAAAGAGCUAUCACCAGUAUGUAGGCAAUCCGCGUUAAGUGUGGUUUCUCUAGAAAGUCGUUCAAAUUCGUGCAGUGAUUGGGAAGGUUUUGAAAAAAUAUGUGGUGAAGUUGCUGCACGCGGAUCACAAGAAAGUGAAUUAGAGUUGAAAUACAUGUUGGAUGUUAUGUACGAAGCUGGCUGUGCCAGCUGGACAUUGUUGCUAUGUUUAUUACGACGUGAUGUAUCAUUCCUUAGUAAGCAUUUCUCACAAAAAUUUUUACAAAGCUGUGGCCCAGAUACCGUGGACGAAUUACAUAAAGGAUUGGAGCAACUGCAGAAUUGGGCCUCAAUUAGUUGUUUCGGAUACCGAGCUUUAAUCGAUGCAUACACGAGGCAUUUGUUGGUAAUUGGAAGUAAAAGUGGAGAGCAUGCGGUUACUGAAGCAUCAUCAGUGGCACCAGGUUAUUGUAGCAGCAGUUUGUUAUCAACCAGUAGUUCACAUGCGGAAAUGAAUGGAAUUUCCGAAUUAGGAGGAGAAGUACUGCCAGUCAUUGAGCGAAAAAUAUCGCCAGCAGUAGGACGCUCUUCUAUAUCGGGCAGCCACAAAGAACGAAAUGGUAUUAUACGAAAAAUUAAUUCUGUGCCAUCUAAUCAACUAUCAACAGCAGCAGCGAGGAAUUUAAUAAAGACGACGUUUACUCCACCACGAGAAAACGGCGAAAUUGGUGAUGGUUAUGUUGACAUGGAUAGCUGUACUGUGGUAAGUGAUGCGGCCGUUGUUGGACGUGAACAAUGUAAUUUGAUGUAA
This is a messenger RNA of Cercopithifilaria johnstoni, 4473 nucleotides long. The record is from the annotation of a GenBank genome assembly. Lineage: Eukaryota; Metazoa; Nematoda; Chromadorea; Rhabditida; Onchocercidae.